GAGGGAAGCCCCGACUCCGUAGUUGCUGCUCGCAGUCGGUCUCUUUGCCGGUUCCCGGCCCAGCCGUUCCCAAUUCUCUGUAGCCAGCGGUUCUCCGCCUCCUGCUUGCCGCCGCGAUGCCGGUGUUUCAUACGCGCACGAUCGAGAGCAUUUUGGAGCCGGUGGCGCAGCAAAUCUCCCACCUGGUGAUCAUGCACGAGGAAGGCGAGGUGGACGGCAAAGCCAUCCCUGACCUCACCGCGCCGGUGGCCGCUGUGCAGGCGGCAGUCAGCAACCUUGUCCGGGUUGGAAAAGAGACUGUUCAAACCACUGAAGAUCAGAUUUUGAAGAGAGAUAUGCCACCAGCAUUUAUUAAGGUGGAGAAUGCUUGUACCAAGCUUGUUCAGGCAGCCCAGAUGCUUCAAUCAGAUCCUUACUCGGUGCCUGCUCGAGAUUAUCUUAUCGAUGGGUCAAGGGGCAUCCUUUCAGGCACAUCAGACCUGCUCCUCACCUUCGAUGAGGCUGAGGUUCGUAAAAUUAUUAGAGUUUGCAAAGGAAUUUUGGAAUAUCUUACAGUGGCAGAGGUGGUGGAAACUAUGGAAGAUUUGGUCACUUACACAAAGAAUCUUGGACCAGGAAUGACAAAGAUGGCCAAGAUGAUUGAUGAAAGGCAGCAGGAACUGACUCACCAGGAGCACCGAGUGAUGUUGGUGAACUCCAUGAACACUGUGAAAGAGUUGCUGCCAGUUCUCAUUUCAGCUAUGAAGAUUUUUGUAACAACUAAAAAUUCAAAAAACCAAGGAAUAGAAGAAGCUUUGAAAAAUCGCAAUUUUACUGUAGAAAAGAUGAGUGCUGAAAUUAAUGAGAUCAUCCGUGUAUUACAACUCACUUCUUGGGAUGAAGAUGCCUGGGCCAGCAAGGACACUGAAGCCAUGAAGAGAGCAUUGGCCUCCAUAGACUCCAAACUGAACCAGGCCAAGGGUUGGCUCCGUGAUCCCAGUGCCUCUCCAGGGGAUGCUGGUGAGCAGGCCAUCAGACAGAUCUUAGAUGAAGCUGGAAAAGUUGGUGAACUCUGUGCAGGCAAAGAACGCAGAGAGAUCCUGGGAACCUGUAAAAUGCUGGGGCAGAUGACUGAUCAAGUGGCUGAACUCCGAGCCCGAGGACAAGGAGCCUCGCCAGUGGCCAUGCAGAAGGCCCAGCAGGUAUCUCAGGGUCUGGAUGUGCUAACAGCCAAAGUGGAAAAUGCAGCUCGCAAGCUGGAAGCUAUGACCAACUCAAAGCAGAGCAUUGCCAAGAAGAUCGAUGCUGCUCAGAAUUGGCUUGCAGAUCCAAAUGGUGGACCAGAAGGAGAAGAACAGAUUCGAGGGGCUUUGGCUGAAGCUCGGAAAAUAGCAGAAUUAUGUGAUGAUCCUAAAGAGAGAGAUGACAUUCUACGUUCUCUUGGGGAAAUAUCUGCUCUGACUUCUAAAUUAGCAGAUCUACGAAGACAGGGGAAAGGAGAUUCCCCAGAGGCUCGAGCAUUGGCCAAACAGGUGGCCACGGCCCUACAGAACUUGCAGACCAAAACCAAUAGGGCUGUGGCCAACAGCAGACCCGCCAAGGCAGCUGUCCACCUGGAGGGCAAGAUUGAACAAGCACAGCGGUGGAUUGAUAAUCCCACAGUGGAUGACCGGGGCGUUGGUCAGGCUGCCAUCCGGGGUCUUGUGGCCGAAGGGCAUCGUCUGGCUAAUGUCAUGAUGGGGCCGUAUCGCCAAGAUCUUCUUGCAAAGUGUGACCGUGUGGACCAGCUGACAGCCCAGCUGGCUGACCUUGCUGCCAGAGGGGAAGGAGAGAGUCCUCAGGCGAGAGCACUUGCAUCUCAGCUCCAAGACUCCUUAAAGGAUCUGAAAGCCCGGAUGCAGGAGGCGAUGACUCAGGAGGUAUCAGAUGUUUUCAGCGACACCACAACUCCCAUCAAGCUGUUGGCGGUGGCGGCCACUGCACCUCCUGAUGCUCCCAGUAGGGAAGAAGUAUUUGAUGAGAGGGCGGCAAACUUUGAGCACCAUUCGGGAAGGCUUGGUGCCACGGCGGAGAAGGCGGCUGCUGUUGGAACUGCUAAUAAAUCCACAGUGGAAGGCAUUCAGGCAUCAGUAAAGACAGCUCGAGAACUCACACCCCAGGUCGUCUCAGCUGCUCGCAUUUUACUUAGAAAUCCUGGAAAUCAAGCUGCUUAUGAACAUUUUGAGACCAUGAAGAACCAGUGGAUUGAUAAUGUAGAAAAAAUGACAGGGCUGGUGGACGAAGCUAUUGAUACCAAAUCUCUGUUGGAUGCUUCUGAAGAAGCAAUUAAAAAAGAUCUGGACAAGUGUAAAGUGGCCAUGGCCAAUAUUCAGCCACAGAUGUUGGUCGCUGGGGCAACCAGCAUUGCUCGCCGGGCCAACCGUAUCCUGCUGGUGGCUAAGAGGGAGGUGGAGAACUCUGAGGAUCCCAAGUUCCGUGAGGCUGUGAAAGCCGCCUCUGAUGAAUUGAGCAAAACCAUCUCUCCAAUGGUGAUGGAUGCAAAGGCUGUGGCCGGAAACAUUUCUGACCCUGGCCUGCAAAAGAGCUUCCUGGACUCAGGAUAUCGGAUCCUGGGAGCUGUGGCCAAGGUCAGAGAAGCCUUCCAACCUCAGGAGCCUGACUUCCCGCCUCCUCCGCCAGACCUUGAACAGCUCCGUCUGACAGAUGAGCUUGCUCCUCCCAAACCACCGCUGCCUGAGGGUGAGGUCCCUCCACCCAGGCCCCCACCACCAGAGGAGAAGGAUGAAGAGUUCCCUGAGCAGAAAGCCGGGGAGGUGAUUAACCAGCCAAUGAUGAUGGCUGCCAGGCAGCUCCAUGAUGAAGCUCGCAAGUGGUCCAGCAAGCAGGGUAACCCAGCCGCUGAGGUGGGUAUAGGUGUUGUAGCUGAGGCAGAUGCGGCCGAUGCUGUUGGGUUCCCUGUCCCCCCUGACAUGGAAGACGAUUACGAACCUGAGCUGCUGUUAAUGCCAUCCAGUCAGCCGGUCAACCAGCCCAUUCUGGCCGCGGCUCAGUCAUUGCAUCGGGAAGCUACCAAGUGGUCUAGUAAGGGCAAUGACAUCAUUGCAGCAGCCAAGCGCAUGGCCCUGCUGAUGGCUGAGAUGUCUCGGCUGGUAAGAGGGGGCAGUGGUACCAAGCGGGCACUGAUUCAGUGUGCCAAGGACAUUGCCAAGGCCUCAGAUGAGGUAACGCGGUUGGCCAAGGAGGUUGCCAAGCAGUGCACCGAUAAGCGGAUCAGAACCAACCUCUUACAGGUAUGUGAGCGAAUCCCAACCAUAAGCACUCAGCUCAAGAUCCUGUCCACCGUGAAGGCUACCAUGCUGGGUCGGACCAACAUCAGUGAUGAAGAAUCUGAGCAGGCCACCGAGAUGCUGGUUCACAAUGCCCAGAACCUCAUGCAGUCAGUGAAGGAGACUGUUAGAGAAGCUGAAGCUGCUUCAAUCAAAAUUCGAACAGAUGCUGGAUUUACAUUGCGCUGGGUUAGAAAGACUCCCUGGUACCAGUAGGCACUUGGUCAAACUUGGCUGGCACAGAAACCCCUACUAAACAGAAUGAAAUGAUUGUGGAGUCCCAGAAGAUGAUGAAAAUUGCUUAGGGGUUAAAAGCCACAUCCUGGCCUGACGUAACAGAAAGGAAUGAGGCCUCUUCACUUUAGAAAUCAUUUAUACUCUU
Panthera uncia (snow leopard) is the source of this 3687-nucleotide messenger RNA. It is a transcript of the gene VCL, whose product is annotated as vinculin. Gene Ontology annotation, cellular component: actin cytoskeleton. The record is from RefSeq and is a predicted model, not a curated record. Lineage: Eukaryota; Metazoa; Chordata; Mammalia; Carnivora; Felidae. The transcript has 22 exons. The coding region runs from base 117 to 3521 and encodes 1134 amino acids. Gene Ontology annotation, molecular function: actin filament binding; structural molecule activity. Gene Ontology annotation, biological process: cell adhesion.